UUUAAUUAAAUUAGAGUCGGUGAGCUGGGAUAGGCUGGGAGUUCACUCGGUCCAGACUGCAGGAAAUCCGACGUGGACUAUAAACCCGCAGAAACGGAUAGACAAACAAGCGAAUGACUAUAAAUCCAUGCGGAAAACUUUAUCCGAUUUUCUGCUGUGGCUCUGAGGUUUUCGUGUAUCUGUUUUUAGUCUGAGAGAGUGUUACAACAUGCCACGGCGGACUGUACUAGAAGUAACUGUUCAAGACGUGCAAAAGAGGAGAAACCCCAACAAACACUAUGUUUACAUUAUCAAGGUGGCUUGGUCUGAUGGCAGCACUGAGAAUAUUUUCAGGCGCUACAGUAAAUUCUUCGACCUUCAGAUGGAGCUUCUGGAUAAAUUCCCUGUGGAAGGUGGACAGAAGGAUCCUAAACGCAGAAUCAUUCCCUUUUUACCAGGAAAGAUUCUCUUCAGGAGAAGCCACAUCAGAGACGUGGCAAUGAAACGUCUGAAACCCAUAAACGAGUACUGUAGGGCUCUGAUCCAGCUGCCGGUGUAUAUUUCCCAAUGCGAGGAGGUUCGUGUGUUCUUCGAGACGCGUCCUGAAGACCUGGACCCACCUAAAGAGGAACCCAGUGGAAAAAAGAAAUCUGGCAUUGUGGAGCGAGCGUCUUCUUUCCUAAAGAGAGGAGGAGACUCGUCCUCAGCCGACCCGCUGAUGCUGGACCAAUACGUGGCCGUCACGGACUACGAGAAACAGGAGAGCUCUGAGGUCAGCCUGUACGUGGGGCAGGUGGUGGAGGUCAUCGAGAAAAAUGAGUCCGGCUGGUGGUUUGUUAGCUCCGAUGAUGCCCAGGGUUGGGUACCAGCCACAUGUCUGGAAGCUCAGGAUGACCCUGAUGAUUUCUCAUUUCCAGCAGAAGAAGGAGUGUGCCGGAGAUUCUGGUCACUGCCGAGGCACGUUGGUCGCCGGCGUACUUUAGGGGAUCUGUUCAGCACAGGCUUUGGCCAAGAGGAAAAGUACACCGCAAUCUAUCCUUACUCUGCACGUGAUCAAGAUGAAAUUGAUUUGGAGAGAGGCAUGACUGUUGAGGUCAUUCAGAAAAACUUGGAAGGCUGGUGGAAGAUCAGAUACCAAGGAAAAGAGGGCUGGGCCCCGGCGUCCUAUCUGAAGAAGGCUGACAUUCUCAGUCAGAAGAUGGCGGCUGGUGGCCCCGUUCAUGCCAGCACUAAUGACCUAGAUGUGGCUUGCAAACAGCAGAAUGCCAACAAGGAAAACAAGGAGAAUCAGCGGGACCGCUUUUCACCAUUUUCAGACAGCAAGUGCAAAGCAGGAGCUCGACAGAGACCUCCACCACGCCGGGAUCUUACAAUACCUCGAGGAGUGAACCUGCCUAAACCCCCAGUGCCGCCCCAAGUAGAGGAGGAAUAUUACACCAUCGCUGACUUUCAGACAACCAUUCCAGAUGGCAUUAGCUUUCAGGCGGGAGUGAAAGUUGAAGUCAUUGAGAAGAACUCCAGUGGCUGGUGGUACAUUCAGAUCGAUGAAAAAGAAGGCUGGGCUCCAGUCACAUUCAUUGAUAAAUACAAGAAGACUUGCAAUGCCUCUAGGCCUAACUUUUUGGCUCCCCUUCCUGGUGAGAUGGGUCAGCUGAAGUUUGAUGAUACCUCAAACAAUAAUACCAACUCUGAACAUAGUUGGUCCAAACCCUUGCCGGACGAACCUUCAUCCAAUUCUGAAUUUUCCACCCGUUCCAAACUAAGAGAAUGGAAGCCCAACGCGGUCAAGGGCAGCUCCCAUUUUUCUGCACCCUUACCCCCACCUCCAUCCUCACCUACGGCUGAAGAGAAACCGGCUUUACCUCCAAGGAGAGAGUCCAUUAACAAGAGCCUGGAAUUGGAGGACAAACCCAAAGCAGACCUUUCCAAACCCCUCCCACCCAAAGUAGACCUUUCUAAACCUCUCCCACCCAAAGUAGACCUUUCUAAACCUCUUCCACCCAAAGUAGACCUUUCUAAACCUCUUCCACCCAAAGUAGACCUUUCUAAACCUCUUCCACCCAAAGUAGACCUUUCUAAACCUCUUCCACCCAAAGUAGACCUUUCUAAACCGCCUCCACCCAAAGUAGACCUUUCUAAACCUCUUCCACCCAAACCACAAAUCCCAGGGGUCAUCGUCCCAUUGGUGACGCCAAAAGCAGCUCCUCUCAAACCAGACAAACCCCCAGAGAUGAAGAAGGAAGAGAAGAACAAGCAACUCUAUCUGCGCAAUGAAAUGGGCUUGGAGUGUGGCCACAAUAUCUCAGCCAAGGAGGUGAAAAAGUUUAACUUAAAGCAUGUGGCCAAGCAGCCUCCCAAACCCAAACAAGAUUCACUCGAAGAGAAGCCUGAUUCGGCCAACCCAGCCCCCUUCCUGAAGCCGAAACCAGUGGUCAGACCAAAGCCACCCCCUGCAGUGAAACCAGAGCCGGUAGCUAAGAGUGAGCUGGACAUCACAAACCUCCGGAGUAAACUUCGUCCGUCUAAGCUUCCAGAACUCAUUGGCAACUCAAGUGAUCCCAACCAACAGAACGAUACGCCAUCCAGCAACCCCCCGAAUAAUGGCGGAACCAAUGAAGAGCCAAAAUUCCCCCCUAAGCAACAAAACGGCCAUAACCCAUCGGAAACAACUAAACCACCAACACCGGCACCAAAAGAGCCUCCCCAGAGGCCAUCUUUGGCCCCAAGAAGGCCUCCACCACCAAAGAAGAGUUCAGAGCCAGCCAGUCCUACAGACACCAAAGCUCCUCAAAAAGACUUGCUGGAAGCCAAACCAGCAGCCCCUCCUCAGAACAGACCCCCGCCACCCAAAACGAAAGCCUUCCCUUCGCCAGGCUCCAAAGAAAAGGAGGAACCCAAGCCCAAAAUACCUGUGCCACCAAAGCCCCUCAUUAAGACAGAAAAACCAGGGCCUCCGAGAGACAAACUCCCUCCCCUUAUCAAGGAGCCAGCCAAGGAGGAGCUCUUCUUAGCCGUGGCAGACUUUGAAGGAGACGAGCAGACGCCUGGCUUUAAAGAGGGCGCUGUCUUCGAAGUGCUGGAGAAAAGUGGUAGCGGCUGGUGGUUUUGUAAAAAUGUGAGUGACGGGCCAGGGAUGGAGGGCUGGAUUCCUUCCAAUUACCUGACCAAGAAACCUUAGGUACUCUCGGCAUCGCUGCCUAAAGAAAACUUAUUUAAUUAGCAUCUUUAUUUAUGGGUACCUUUUUUUUAAAAAAAAUCGCAUUCCAUCCUUCGCAAGUUCAAACAGGCCAUAAUAAUUUGUUUGCUUGCUUUUUAAUCUUAGUGUGCUUUCAUACGUUAGCACUGUUACUUGCACAUCCUUAUGUUAAUCAAACCUUAUAUGUAUCGCUAAAGGUUUAAGUGACUAGCAAUAUAUCAGCCUCCAUGAUAUUGUGCCUCAGUAUAAUAUGCAAAGCGUUCUGUGCUUUUUGCGUAGUAAAUGCAGAUAAGUAAAGCUUGAUAUCUGAGCAGUGUAUAUCAGCAGAUUGAGUCUAGAUUAGAAUACAAGUAUGCUUCUAUAUAACACAUACUACAAAACCUUACAAUUAGCAAGCUGGAGCUUCAAAUCAAGCCUGGAGAA
This is a messenger RNA of Pimephales promelas (fathead minnow), 3598 nucleotides long. The record is from RefSeq and is a predicted model, not a curated record. NCBI's taxonomy places the organism in Eukaryota, Metazoa, Chordata, Actinopteri, Cypriniformes, Leuciscidae.